Labeo rohita (rohu) is the source of this 1499-nucleotide messenger RNA. RefSeq names its product growth factor independent 1A transcription repressor a (gene gfi1aa). Gene Ontology annotation, biological process: regulation of transcription by RNA polymerase II. The record is from RefSeq and is a predicted model, not a curated record. The transcript has 7 exons. NCBI's taxonomy places the organism in Eukaryota, Metazoa, Chordata, Actinopteri, Cypriniformes, Cyprinidae. Gene Ontology annotation, molecular function: RNA polymerase II cis-regulatory region sequence-specific DNA binding; DNA-binding transcription factor activity. The coding region runs from base 198 to 1355 and encodes 385 amino acids.
GGCCUCUCCAAACAUACUACGUCAUUUUCUCAACCCGCACUAAGGCCUUCCACAUCCGCCUCUCUGAAGCACCAUGACACCUAAAAAUGGACAGCAGCCCUAACGUCCCGUCAUCCUGUCUCCAGAAGCACGCCAUCCGGCAGGAUUGGAGAGCCGUGAGUGAUUGGUGACCCUGAGCCUGAUAACGGAGAGUAAACAUGCCGAGGUCAUUUUUGGUGAAGAGCAAACGGGCGUACAGUUAUCACCAACCCCGUUACCUGGACGACAACUGCAUCCCAAUCGAGAAACUUCUCACAUGCCAAGAAAGUCAAAUGGGGCAGAUCCCGGAGAGCCCGGUGGAGGUGGGCAAUCAUUCCCCUAAGGUCAGCAUGGUGUGCACGGCGGAUCAUUCCUCUCAACAGUCUCCGCUGAGCUGCGAGGGCAGUGUGUGUGACCGCUCAUCCGACUAUGAGGACUUCUGGAGACCCCUGUCAUCGGGAACUUCUCCAGAUCUGGAUAAAUGCCCGGUGUCUUCUCCAGAUGAUUCUCAGCCUUUCGACAUGACUUUCCGUCCGUAUGUUUGGGCCCAUUCAACAUCCGAACUCAGACAGCUUAUUCAGUCCUGCAACCGUGUUUCUGUGGAUUCAGAGGCAUCAGUGGGGGUGUAUGAUGCCAUGGACAGAAAGCCGGGUCCCCAUCUACUCAUUGAACCAACACAAUCCGGGCGAUUUUACCAGGACUAUGGCUCUCUGACCACUAACUUGUUGGAUAGUAGAGGCUUUUAUGCCGACUUCAAGAUGGCAACUAAAGUAGCAGAAAUCGACUCGGAGUCUGAUAUUAUGUGCACGCGACUUCAACUAAGCGGGUCGUACAAAUGCGUAAAAUGCACAAAGGUAUUUUCGACCCCUCAUGGGCUAGAAGUUCAUGUGCGGAGGUCACACAGUGGCACGAGGCCUUUCGCGUGCGAAAUCUGUGGAAAAACGUUCGGCCACGCUGUCAGCCUGGAGCAACAUAAAGCUGUCCAUUCACAGGAAAGGGUCUUUAGCUGCAAAAUCUGCGACAAAAGCUUCAAGAGGUCGUCCACUUUGUCUACGCACCUUCUCAUCCACUCUGACACCAGACCAUAUCCCUGUCAGUACUGCGGCAAACGAUUCCACCAGAAAUCGGAUAUGAAAAAACACACGUUCAUUCAUACAGGUGAAAAGCCGCACAAGUGUCAAGUGUGUGGCAAGGCCUUCAGUCAGAGUUCAAAUCUCAUCACGCACAGCAGAAAACACACAGGAUUCAAGCCUUUCGGAUGCGAACUUUGUGGCAAAGGCUUUCAGCGCAAAGUAGAUUUGAGGAGACACAAAGAAACACAACAUGGACUUAAAUAGGACAUUUUUUUACAUAUGACUGUUUGCACAUGUGACACUUUGUAGAAUUAAUGUAAUUGUGUGGUUUUAUGGAUUAAGGAAAUUUAUUUUCCUGGUAUUUUGUAACAAGCUGUGAUAUUUUAUCCUUGCAAAGUAUUAAUAAAC